AUGGAUGCUCUAGAUAUUUCCGUCUUAAAGGAGGCGUUGGUGGUGUUCGCAAUCACAAGAACCCCGUUCCAAGGUGUUUCCAUGUCGACGACAUGGAAAAAAGCCGAACUCGCUGCGGCGAAAUCUGAGGACCGUAGGAAAGAGAAGAUGAAGAAAUUCCAGCCUCCAGUUGAAAAACCAAGAGAUAAACACACACCGAAACGAGAGGGUGAUAUUGUGGACGUUGAGAAAUUCAAGAAGAAGAUAAAGAAGCUCAAGUACAGAGUGGACGUUUUCUGCAUUACCGUCUUCAAACGGACCUCUAAACAGGAGUUCUCCAUUUCACCAUCUGCUCUUCACUUUCUAGCUCGACAUGGAUUUGAUUUCAAAAAGUUAAUUGUUGAAGGCGUGACGUAUUGCAAUCAGACGGAGUUGGGGAAAUUGCGAGAUAAAAUUCUAAGCGGCGACUACGAUUUUGAUCUAUUUGAGCACGGUCUAAGCGAGCGAAUGCGAACACUCAGAGGACAAAUUGUGUGCGAAAUGUUUAACGAAAGUGAUAUUCUUCCAUUUGAGUAUUCCAACGAUACCAAUUGCCAGAAGCGUCCCAUAAUCAUCGAAUUGUUUCGAAACGGCGAUAAGGAUUAUGCAUUUAAAAAAUACUUGUGGGAUCGACCCUUGAACUCAUUAGAGGAAGUGGUAAUGACCUUUGCUUUAUCAGAAGAAUUUCCUGCUUUGGAAUUUCACAUUGACGAGGAACGAACUCUGGUAAGCUUCUUCGAAUAG
This is a messenger RNA of Angiostrongylus costaricensis, 762 nucleotides long. The record is from the annotation of a GenBank genome assembly. Lineage: Eukaryota; Metazoa; Nematoda; Chromadorea; Rhabditida; Metastrongylidae.